UAUCAGUGCGGAAUACCAAUCCCCUCACAUAACCCCAUAAUAAAUAGUCUUAUAUUAUCUAGCCGAGGGUUUCAUGUAUGUUGGCUAAAACACACGAGGGUAUACGUCAUAGCCCCCGCUUUUAUUUGAGAUGGUGCACCUGGAUUUGUCUGCGUGACUGUAGAGUGUUGUGUAGUGACUGAUAGGGUGAGAGAGAGAGAGUACCCGGCCCGACGUGCUGUGAUCCGCGGCUCCGCAGACUGGGGGUUGGGUAGCUGUGCGGAUUGGUUGCUCAGCUCUGCUCGCCAACACAGCCAGUUAGUCGAGCAGGGCUUGUUUUAACAUAACCAGAGGCACAAUUCGACAGCCCGCAAAACAAUCAUGUAAAUAUGAAAUUGUAAUUGCUAGGGACCAAGGUGGUAUAGGCUACACUGACUUUUGAUGCACUAAAAUGGAAGGCUUUAAUUAUAUUUUGUCCAUUGGUGACUCUGUUUUGUUAAGGCCGAAGUUGAUGAGAUAGUACAGGAGGUGAAGGGGAGAGAAUGAGAGCUCUGGGUCUUUCUUGGCCUACUACUGCUGGGAUUGUGCAGAUCCGCUUUCACAAAUCGAAAAAAACAUACGCUUCAUGCCCCAAUCUGAAAGACCCGCUGUUGGUUUUAUUGUGACCGAGCUCCAAAUGGAAGGAGCCAUGACAACAUGAAUCGGUCAUACAGACGGGCUGUUCGGGGGCGCUCAGCAUCAGCCACAGUGUACAGCUCAGGCCAGCCAAAGCUGAGGCCCCCCAAUGGCCUCUCAGUUUCCACUUCCUAUGGAAACCAGUGUAACAGCAGCACCAAGCAUGGUUCAACAGACCAACCGUCGGUGGCCAUGCAACUGUCAACCUCCUCCCUCAAACAGGCACCUAGCUACGUGUAUAACCAGGCAGAGAGGGAGAGGCCCCACUGCUACAGUCCUCUGCUGAGGCUCCAGGAUCUCUCCACUAUGGUACACAGACCUGGGUCUGAUCUGGGACCCGGGCCCCAGCCUAAGGAGCUCGACGCCAGGAACCAUUUGCACUCUCACAGCCCAGUGGGAGGCUCUAGUUGUGGGACUCCUCUGGUCCGACUGCCCCCCUCUCCCGGUAACGAGGAGACAGAACCCUGCGAGGAUUCCAUCCGAGAUCAGAACCGUUUCUCUCCUGUUAGUUCUGAUAGUUUGGAGCGCUGCUCCCCCAUCCCCAAUGGAUACCUGCAUUUCGAGUCCACCUUGUUUGACAGUGGGGACAGGGAGGAUGAGGACGACGAGGAGGAAGAGUUGGAAUCUUUUCAACAACACUCUUCUAAGUCUGCCAGAGACAGAACAGUCACAGACUCUAACACCACCUCUGGUUCAGGGGUAGACCAUAACAGCACAUACAAGCCCUCUGUUCUCAACCUGAUGUCUAAGAGUCUAUCUGAACUGGACCCUACUCUGAGCCCCAGUGCCCUGCCUGACAUGUCCAUGGGGGAUGGCUGGAGUAUGGACCAGGACUCCGACAGUGACAGUGCGAUGACAGGAGACACACUUGACCAUGGUCUCAUCUCACCUGUUGGAACCAACUCUAAUCCCAACAGCCCAAAGAAGAAGCCCCUCCCAGCAGUGCAGUACUUGGAGGGAGAUCUGGUCUGGGCCAAGUUCAACCGCCGCCCCUGGUGGCCCUGUAGAGUUACCAUAGAUCCUCUGGAGGGGAUACACACACACAUGAAAGUCCCCAGUCGUCGUCCUUGUCGUAUGUAUUACGUGGAGACUCUGGGAGAGAUGGCAGACCAUGCCUGGGUACCUGGGAAAGUUACCUACCCCUUCACAGGAGGAGAGCAGUUUACAGACCUGCCUGUGCUGAGACGGAGAGGGAAACAGAGGGAAAAGGACUACAAAUACACAAUACCCAAGCGUCUGUUUGAGUCGUGGAAAGUCGGUGUGCUGGAAGCUGAGUUUCUCCUACCUGACCUGCUGAAGAAUACUGCUGUCUCUUCUUCCAUGCCCUCUAACAGUGAAGAGCGGGUGUCCUUUCCACUGCCUGAUGAAAAACCAUCCGAGGCACCCUCUUGUUCCUCCUCUAUGCUCACUGCACCCCCCUCCUUCAGCCCUCCCCCCAACAGAAACGAACAUCCCCCUGCUGCCAACCUGACCGUAGCGAACGACAGUAGCAGCAAAAAUAAACCCUGCCAGAAGAAGAAGAAGAAGAGGAAGGGUUUAGCGGAGAUCUUUGGUCAUAUAGCUGGAAGUCCCACAGAGUCACUAAGCAUCCUAGACCUGGCCAACCAAUUGCCUGCUGCCUCAGCUGAUCCACUGAAAGAAGAAGAUCCCAAGGACUCUCCAUACGCAGACCUGGAUUCUGUACCAACCAUUGUGCGUCCCAAACGGUCUGAGAAACCUGCUAUAGAAGACACAGAGAAACCAUCUGAACCCUCAAAAGAUGAGGCAGAGAAAGGGGGCAAUAAGGAGCGGGCUACUCCUCCUGAAAAGGACAAAGACAGACAUGUGGUCAUGGUGGUUCCUAGGCAUGUAGAUCCCAUCUCCCCAUCCUCAUCCCCAAACGUUUUAGUAAACAAAUCCCUUUUCAAUUACAGAACUACAAAAAACACAAAUGUUUUACAGUCAAAACAGAAGUUGGGCAGCUCUUCUGAACUGACUAAUAAAAAUGCUCUUGAUAAGCCCUCUCUGCAUCUCCCUUCCAGCAGACGUCUGAUGACCAGGGCCCUGAAAGCAGAGGAAGAGACAGAUCUCAAAGAGGCUCUGCUGGCCUCAAGCCAAAACUUGACAAACGAUAGGCUUAAUGUGCAUUCUUAUGAUGAAGAUGUGAGCGAUAUUGUUCAGAUCAGAACAGAGUCGUCUACUAGCAGGGAUUCUUCACCAGACAAAGCCAGAUCCUCUGCUAGCUCUCCUAAAAAACAGGCCGGGUCUGAUUGGAAGCACCUCCACAACGGCUCGUGGAAAAACUCUGAAGAUGUGACUCCAGGGUCCAGUAAGCCUGUCAUAACCCCUAUUAAGGUCAAGGAAGAGAACAUUGUCUCAGACAUAUCCUCCUGUUCUUCCCCCACCUCCUCUCUCUCUCCCAUGGACACUUUCCAGGAUAUCAAGGAGCUGUCGUUCAAAUCCCUAGUGAAGGAGGAGAGCGACUCUGGGGACUCUAACACUAAUUUUAAACCUGAGCCUAAUUACAAGUUCAGUACUUUCCUGAUGCUCCUGAAGGACAUGCAUGAUACCAGGGAGAAAGAGGGCAAGCCCCUGACCAUGCCUCCCUCGCAAGCCCUCAUCCAGGAAGAACCCAUGGUCAUAGCCACCGCCCAACCACCAGACGACCCCCUUAACGCUGCUGCUGGCGGGGACUGGACACCAACGGGGACCAAAAUCCAAAACGGCCAGCAUGCGAGCUCGCCAACACCCAAGAGCACACCUGCCAAACCCAAGUCCAAAACUAAACCCAUCAUGAAAAACGACACAUACAAACUUGAAGGGAAAACGGUGCUGGCUCAGAUGGUGGCGAACGCGGUGGAGAAGCAGCAGCGGAGGAAGCAGAGGCCACCAGCCAAGCUCAGGGCCACCAUCGGUGGUCUCUCUCCCGAGUUGGCCGACCUAGCCUGGGGGAGGGAGUUUGUCUCUGGGCACGCCGACCUGGCUGAGCCUGGCCUCAGCCCCCCUCCUCUUCCUUCUGUCCCCUCUGCUGCUGACUCCUCGUCCUACCUCGACAAGAGUCCGGGUACCAAAGUGGCCCCUAAGAAGCGCUGGCAGACGUUUGCGCAGCAGGGGCCAGUGAAGCCUGGGAAGGAUCCAGGGGUCCUGGGUGGGGUGGCCUCACCGCAGGGGCUUGCGGAAGUGAAUGGGGUCUACAGAGACUGCCAGGGAGGGACACCAGACCCCAUUAGCUCCCCUGAUCUUAACCUGGGGAUGGAGAAGCAAGAUGACACAUCAGAACAUUCUGAAAACAAACGGCUGAGGAAACCCAGCAAAAGACUGCUGGAAUCCACAGAGGAGGAACAAUACUUCUCCCCAAAGAAAAAAAUAAAGAAACCUCUGGAAUCUUCCAAAACCCCUCUGAGCCAUUCUUCAGCCCCAGCCCUGCUAAUGUACACAUCUACACCCAGCCCUACCCCUGGCCCUACCUCUGGGGAGCCAGCCAGCCCCACCCCUGGCCCUACCUCUGGGGAGCCAGCCAGCCCUACCCCUGGCUCUACCUCUGGGGAGCCAGCCAGCCCCACCCCUGGCCCUACCUCUGGGGAGCCAGCCAGCCCCACCCCUGGCCCUACCUCUGGGGAGCCAGCCAGCCCCACCCCUGGCCCUACCUCUGGGGAGCCAGCCAGCCCCAACCCUGGCCCUACCUCUGGGAAGCUAGCCAGCCCCAACCCUGGCCCUACCUCUGGGGAGCCAGCCAGCCCAAUCCCUGGCCCUACCUCUGGGGAGCCAGCCAGCCCAAUCCCUGGCCCUACCUCUGGGAAGCCAGCCAGCCCUACCCCUGGCCCUACCUCUGGGAAGCCAGCCAGCCCCACCCCUGGCCCUACCUCUGGGGAGCCAGCGGAGAGUCUGUCUCAAGAUGUCCUCCACCGUGUUAUAGAAUCAUUAUCCAAACAACCCCCAGCAGUGACCUCUUUCUCUACUGACUCAUCAUUUGAUGGCACAAACCCUCCUCUGCCCUCUGACCCAGUAUCCCUGGAAAGGAAGAGGCCAAGGAAGCCGUCUCACAAGGUCCUGGAAUGCACCACAGAAGAAGUGUCAGUCAGUCCUCCAAAGAAGGAGUUUAAGAACCAGAGUGUGCAGACAGAGAUGAAAACAGAAGUCAGGGACACUCAGGCUAAGUCUGUGAAGGAAGAAGUGCCUGUAUCCAGCUUGACAACUCCAGAGAGCAUGGUUUCUCUGCAGGCAUCCUCCUCCGCCUGGCCCUCUAUCCCUACGGUGCUCCCCACCCCCAAGGAAGAGACCGAGAAGAUCAGUCCUGGGGUGGGAGGAGAGAGCCACACCAACGGAGAGAGAACACCCAAACCUGAGGUGUUCUCUCCUGGUCUGAAUGACAGUUUCUCCCUCCCUGGUGAAGGGUCCCUGUUCUCCAGCACUAAGAGGAACACAGGAGAGAAAGGAGGAGCUGCAUCCAUGAAGGAGAAUGUCUGUCAGGUGUGUGAGAGGACAGGUGAGCUGCUGCUGUGUGAGGGUCAGUGCUGUGGGGCGUUCCACCUGCAGUGUAUCGGCCUAUCAGAAGCCCCUAGAGGGAAGUUCAUCUGUUGUGAAUGCACUAAAGGUGUCCACACAUGCUUUGUGUGUAAGAAGUCUGGCGACGGUGUGAAGAGGUGCAUGGUGCCUGUAUGUGGGAAGUUCUACCAUAACGAGUGUAUCCUGAAACACACACCCACCCAGCCCCAGAAUAAAGGGGUUCGUUGCUCCCUCCACGUCUGUCUGUCCUGCCACAUCACCAACCCCCUCAACCCCUGCAGUUCCAAAAACCCAGUAUCCAUGGAAAGGAAGAGGCCAAGGAAGCCAUCUCACAAGGUCCUGGAAUGCACCACAGAAGAAGUGUCAGUCAGUCCUCCAAAGAAGGAGUUUAAGAACCAGAGUGUGCAGACAGAGAUGAAAACAGAAGUCAGGGACACUCAGGCUAAGUCUAUGAAGGAAGAAGUGCCUGUAUCCAGCUUGACAACUCCAGAGAGCAUGGUUUCUCUGCAGGCAUCCUCCUCCGCCUGGCCCUCUAGCCCUACGGUGCUCCCCACCCCCAAGGAAGAGACCGAGAAGAUCAGUCCUGGGGUGGGAGGAGAGAGCCACACCAACGGAGAGAGAACACCCAAACCUGAGGUGUUCUCUCCUGGUCUGAAUGACAGUUUCUCCCUCCCUGGUGAAGGGUCCCUGUUCUCCAGCACUAAGAGGAACACAGGAGAGAAAGGAGGAGCUGCAUCCAUGAAGGAGAAUGUCUGUCAGGUGUGUGAGAGGACAGGUGAGCUGCUGCUGUGUGAGGGUCAGUGCUGUGGGGCGUUCCACCUGCAGUGUAUCGGCCUAUCAGAAGCCCCUAGAGGGAAGUUCAUCUGUUGUGAAUGCACUAAAGGUGUCCACACAUGCUUUGUGUGUAAGAAGUCUGGCGACGGUGUGAAGAGGUGCAUGGUGCCUGUAUGUGGGAAGUUCUACCAUAACGAGUGUAUCCUGAAACACACACCCACCCAGCCCCAGAAUAAAGGGGUUCGCUGCUCCCUCCACGUCUGUCUGUCCUGCCACAUCACCAACCCCCUCAACCCCUGCAGUUCCAAAAGUCGUCUGACCCGCUGCGUGCGCUGCCCUGUUGCGUACCACGCAAACGACUACUGCAUGGCGGCAGGCAGCAUAGUCCUGGCCAACAACAGCUUCCUGUGUCCCAACCACUUUAUCCCCCGCAAGAACUGCAAGAAUCACGAACACAUCAACGUCAGCUGGUGCUUCGUCUGCUCAGAAGGGGGCAGUCUGCUGUGCUGCGAGGCCUGUCCUGCUGCCUUCCAUCAAGAGUGUCUGAACAUCGAGAUGCCCGAGGGGAGCUGGUUCUGCAACGACUGCAAGGCCGGGAAGAAACCACACUUUAAGGACAUCCUCUGGGUUAAAGUGGGAAGAUUCAGGUGGUGGCCUGCAGAGGUGUGUCUUCCUAAGAACGUCCCAGAGAAGAUCCUCCGUAUGAAACACGAGGUGGGGGAGUUCCCCGUUCAGUUCUUUGGUUCUAAGGACUACGCCUGGACCUAUCAGGCCAGAGUCUUCCCUUACAUGGAGGGAGAUGCCAACAACAAGGACAAGAUGGGGAAGGGUUGUGACGCCAUCUACAAGAAAGCUCUGAAUGAAACAGCUGAGCGGUUUAUAGCGCUUCAGGCUGAGAAGGAGAUGAGACAGCUUCAGGAGGACAGGAGGAAUGACAAGAAACCUCCUCCCUACAGACACAUCAAGGUGAACCGACCAAUUGGCAAGGUCCAGAUCAUCACGGCGGACCUAUCGGAGGUGCCGCGCUGUAACUGCAAGGCGUCUGAUGAGAGCCCGUGUGGCAUGGACUCCGAGUGUAUCAACCGCAUGUUGAUGUAUGAGUGCAACCCUCAGGUGUGUCUGGCAGGGGAGAGGUGUCUGAACCAGAGUUACACCAAGAGACAGUACACCCAGGUGGAGAUCUUCAGGACCUUGUCACGAGGCUGGGGGCUACGGGGCGUCUCCGACAUCAAGAAGGGUGCAUUUGUGAAUGAGUACGUGGGGGAGGUGAUAGACGAGGAGGAGUGCAGAGCCAGGAUCAAACAUGCUCAAGAGAACGACAUCUGUAACUUCUACAUGCUUACUCUGGACAAGGACCGGAUCAUAGACGCUGGACCCAAGGGGAACCAGGCGAGGUUCAUGAAUCACUGCUGCCAGCCCAACUGUGAGACCCAGAAGUGGACGGUAAACGGAGACACCAGGGUGGGGCUCUUUGCCCUGGAGGACAUCCCCGAAGGUGUGGAGCUGACCUUCAACUACAACCUGGAGUGUCUUGGUAACGGGAAGACAGUGUGUAAAUGUGGAGCGCCCAACUGCUCUGGGUUCCUGGGGGUUCGACCAAAGAACCAGCCGUCUAAAGCACGGGAAAGAAGGGAACUAAAAGAAGGCAAGAAGAAGGUUCUGGUGAAGAGGAAGCCUCAGCUGGAGGUGACGAAGGAGAGGGAAGACGGGUGUUUCAGCUGUGGGGACGGAGGACAGAUUGUGUCCUGUAAGAAGCCAGGAUGUCCCAAGGUCUACCACGCAGACUGUCUCAACCUGGCCAAGAGACCUGCAGGCCGUUGGGAGUGCCCCUGGCACCAGUGUGACGUCUGCGGUCAUGAAGCGGCCUCCUUCUGUGAGAUGUGUCCCAGCUCCUUCUGCACGCAGCACCGUGAGGGCUUGCUCUUCAUCUCUAAGGUAGACGGACGGCUCGCCUGCAACGAUCACGACCCCUGUGGCCCCGAGCCCCUGGAACCAGGGGAGAUCAGGGAGUAUGUACCUCCUGGGGGCAUGCCUCUCCCCCACCUCCUCACCCACCCCCUGGGUCUGGUCCCACCCAGGCCUGGUUCCACCACUGCUGGUUCUAUCCCCUCCACAGUUUCCCCAGACCUGACCCAGGACUCGCUACUGCCCCCUACAGGGAGCUUGUUCCUCAACACCUCCCAGAACUCCAAUACCUCCUCCUACGGACCCCCUAGCAGUCCCAACAUGUCUGAUAGUCAAAUACUGCAUUUCUCCCUUCCUUCUCCCCCCUCCUCCUACAAGGAUGUGAAAGAGGAGGAGGAGGAUAGAGAGCUGGAAGAUGGACAGGUGCGUGGAUUAGAAGAGGACGAAGAAGAGGAGGAGGAAGGAGAGGACGAGGAGGAAGGAGAGGCGAUGGAGGUAGUUGAGGAGGAAGAUGAGCAGUAUGAGGGCAGACUAGGAGAGGAGGAAGGGGGAGAUGUGUAUGACACCUGGGGGGACUACAUGGAGGAGGAGCCAGACGAUGAGGGGGAGGUAGAGGAGGAGUGGGGGAGGGUGGAGGAUGAAGAGAAAUGAACUCUGUUUACAUCCCUCCCCCUUAUCUUCCAUUCCGUCUUCCAUUCCGUCUUCCAUCUCUACGAAAAUACUUUUUCUCUAGCUCUCAUCUCUCUAGUGACAUUCUGAUGGACUGACAAUGAGAGAUUGUCCUGGUGGUGCCAAGCGAAAUACGAAUCUGCCUUUGUAUUCGCACUGCAUUGCCUUUCUAUGCCCAGCAUAGCAUAGCAUAGCACAGUGUGGGAUAUAAACUGGUGCUAAGGGGCUGGGGGGACUGCUCUGGUCAGCCUCUGGUCCAUAUGUUGAUAUGUUAUUAGUAUCUGCUCUGGUCAGCCUCUGGUCCAUCUGUUGAUAUGUUAUUAGUGACUGGUGCUGUUUUUCUUCUCUCAAAAGUUAGUUUUUUUACAAUUGGAAAACAGAAAAGGAUGGGCAGCCUCACUCAGCCACACCCUGACUAUACCGGACAUGUUGCAUGUGUGACCAUUGCAAAAUAAAUGUACAAAUUCAAUCAUUUCAUCCACACUGCUUGCACGCGCCAACUAACGUCUUCGAUGCCAUCCGCUGAAAUAGAACUUGGUUCUAUUUGAGACACGCUGUAAAUCUCACAUCUCCCGUCUCCUUAUUGGUUUACAUGAAGAUACAACCCCACAUGUUUGCUUGAAAGGAGAAACCUGGAGAUAUUAAUUAAAGUUAACUUACUAGGUU
Molecule: messenger RNA, 9153 nt
Organism: Salmo salar (Atlantic salmon)
Lineage: Eukaryota; Metazoa; Chordata; Actinopteri; Salmoniformes; Salmonidae
Product: histone-lysine N-methyltransferase, H3 lysine-36 specific
Cellular component (GO): nucleus
Molecular function (GO): histone methyltransferase activity; protein binding
Source: RefSeq, a predicted model, not a curated record